Molecule: messenger RNA, 4211 nt
Organism: Saccostrea cuccullata (small rock oyster)
Lineage: Eukaryota; Metazoa; Mollusca; Bivalvia; Ostreida; Ostreidae
Exons: 9
Coding region: 100-2502 (800 amino acids)
Source: RefSeq, a predicted model, not a curated record
UUUCGGUUUCGGGUGUUACACAUGGGAAUACCUAUGAUGCAGCACUGGUCAACUGCAUGUCAAUCAUUGUAGACCGGUAAGCAGGAUAUUCCCCUAAAAAUGACUGAAAACCAAUUUAACAAAUUACAACCUGGGGAGUUGUGUCCCUUCAAUAGCAAUGACUGGGAGACAAUGAAGAAUAAGCAAAAUUGUCAAGAUCCGGAGUUUUAUCACUGUAUGCCAAACCAGUACAACGAGCCAGGGGAAAUCUGUGUCAAACCAAACUGGGCAUCAAAAAAUUACUGUCCAAUUUUCAAUACUGUUGCCAAUGACAUUGACCUCAUUCCCUGUGACCUUCAGUAUGGAGCAUGCCCAGACACAGAUUUCAGAUCUAAUAAAGUCUAUCUGUAUCCUGGUUGUCUAAACAACACUCUUAUAAUAGGAAAAACCAGUACUGAUAGGACAGACAGUGAAUCUACAGUACUGUUUUCAGUCGAAUUGCACAUUAUUAUUCCAGCUGUCACCAUACCUCUUUUACUGCUGCUUAUUAUUGGAGUUGCAUGUUAUUGCUGGAGAAGAAAAGGGACAAUGAGUGAUGGAAAUGACAUUGAAUUGCAGCGCCUUCUUCAUCAGAAUACAGUUCCUUGGAGAUUUAAAAAGACUAUAAAUUACUUGGAGAACAAAGUAUUCUGCCGGCCUGAAUGCUAUGAAGAUGCUGUUGGUUUUUUGUCUACAAAAGGCCACAUCACUCUUAUUGGUCCACCAGGAUCGGGUAAAACUUCUAUGGCAGUCCAACUUGCAAGACAACUAUGUGGGAAGAAAGAACUGUCCCAGUUGAAGUUUUGCGAAACACUGCAUGAGUUGACAGCAUUACCUGAAACGGGAAACACAUUCUUAUAUAUAAUUAUGGAUGAUUGGAUAGAUCGUUACAUGUACUACCCUUCAAAAUUUAAAGAAGAUACAAAAUUAUUUGAUCAUAUUUUUGAAGAUUGCUUAAAAAACAAAAGAAUACGAAUAAUUUUUACAGUCCAAGACGAUAGAUGGAAUGCAUACAGGGAUCUUUUGUCAGAUCAAAAGUUGUUUUGCCAAGACAGUUUGUUCUUCAUAAAAAACAAAUCAUUUAGUAAAGAAGUGCUGCAACAUAUGAUUAAAAACCACUUACAGUAUCAUGAGACUAAAGAAGUUUCCAUGAAUACUAGGACGAAAUCUGAUGAGGAAAAGUUGGCAAAAGAGAGAAGGAAUCAAAGGAACGAAAUCAAACAUGCAGUUGCAAAAGAUGUGAAAAGUGAUGAAGACUUUUCUUUACCGGUAAUUAUUGAUUUAAUCUGUGCAAAUAGAUUUUUAGUGCCGGGAAAAACAAUUUUUUUCAGGGAUGAAUUUUCAAAGAUUUUGCGAACUUUUUUACAUAACUGGUUGACUUGCAUAUCAAAGGAUGAUAAGAAUAGCUUUUGUAUUCUCAUGUUUGCAGCUCUUCAAGGGGGAAAAGUUAAGCUAGGUGAUUUUACAAGCAAAGUGAUUCGUCCCAUUUAUGAAAAUGUUUGUAAAGAGUAUGGAUCUGAAUGUCUAAAGGACAUUGAGAGAAUUGAAGUAUUGUUAUGGCAGAAUGAAGGUUUAAAGGGUUGUUUGUACCAAGAAAAUGAUUUAUUUGUUUUCUGUCAUGAUUCACUGUUAUGUUUUGUGCUGAAGUUUCUCACAGAGACCACAAAUGCCAAUUUCUUAAUUAGAAUUGCUGAUAUUGAAAUUCUUCUUAAAAGAUGUUGGAUAAAAGAAUCGAUAGUAAAAAUAUAUGAAGAUUCAGCAAAAGGUUUGAUGCCAAAUGACCCAGUUGGGACAGUCAUCAUACCAAUUGAUGCAAUAAAAGACUUGGCAAAAAGAAUUCAUGAAGAUAUGUCUAAAGGCUAUUCUAUUCCUGAUUGGUCUCAACAUGUCUUUAUGGAACAUAAAACAUUUUCUACUAUGUGGAGAGAGGUACUUACAGAAUCAGUUAUAGCCAGACCUGACCCUUUACAGAAAAUCCUACCAGUUGGUGAUGAAAGUCAAAUAGAAUUAUCUGACAAAAGUAGACUCACGAACAUAACGGAGGAAAGUACUCAGAACAUAGAGAAAGAUGCACAGUCCAAUGCAGGUAGAAAAGAUCAUAGUCUGAUUCGCUCUGAGAAGGAAUGUAAACAAGGCAAGCACAAGGAAAAGAAAAUUAAAGAAAAAAUACCAACGGGAAAAAAGGAGUCGAAUUCUCAAAAACGAGAUUCUAAAGAAGGAGAAACCCAAAGUAAUAUAGAACAAUCACCUCAGAUUAACCUUUCUCCAGAUUCGAUUGAGGUAAAUUUACCUGGAAAUGAUUUUAAUCCAAAUGAGCAUGCAGAAAACAGUAAACAACUUGAAAGGAAGAAAAAGAAAAAGAAAGUUUCCCUUGACAAAAAACAGACCAAUUCCAAAAAAGUGGGUUUGGAAAAAAAUAAUGAGGAAACAACACAACGGAGCCAAAUUUCUGUAGAUUCGACUCCGGGAGAUACACCUGUGUGAAAAUAUGCAGACACCAUGAAAAAGUAUUGUAUUGUUGAACGAUGGUUUUUGUUGUACAUGUACAAGUACCAAUUACACAGUCGAUGUGCUUUUUUGUGAAGUUGAUAUAUGUAUAUACUAUAGGUAUUUGUUUCUUUUUUUAUUCCUUAAUCACGCAGAUUACAAAUACAGCUGUACAAACAGUAACAACAAAAUACAAGACAAAAUAUGUGCGAAAGAAGUUUUGAAGAGGUAAAGAACCCUUUCUACACUGCAAACUAAAGAGCCCUGAUUCUAUGGCAUUUUUCUAGUUAUUUUGAUCUGACCUUAGAUCUAAAUUUAAAUAAAUAGAAGUAUACAUUAUAUAACUCAAUUUUUAAUCAAUUCAACUACUCUUAUCAUUUGAGAAGGUCAGGGUAAAUAAAGUGAACACAUUUUUUUACAUGUAUUUUCUCAAAGGAAGUAACCAACAUUGAUUAUUGGUCACUGUUACUGUGUUGUGUUUGAAAAUUUCUCCUGGUGGUAAAUGCCACAUAUCAUAUAAUGGAAAUUAAUUAGAUAAUAUCAAUAUUUACAUCCGUAUGAUUCAAUAUAAUUUCAUUAAUGCCCUGGCAAUAUAUUGUAAUAUUGUUUAUUUCUUAAAAUUACAGGUUUUUAUCAUAUAAUAAAAUACAACUCUUCUGUCAGUUAAUUUUGUUUGUGUUGUAAACUUGCUUGAUUUGUAAUCAAAUCAAUUGCUUAAGAAAAAUAUAAUGGUGGUGUAUAUAUACUGAAAGGGAAAAAAACGCCUGCCAGGUAAACUUUUAAGGUGAAAUAAAUUUAUUUUUCCUUAUGUAUUCUCUAGUUUUCCUAUCUAACGUUAAAAAUCAUCUUUUAUGAAAAUGUAACCAAAAUCCCAUUUGAUUUUGCCUCAUAAUUCAUGAUUCAUCAGUGUGUGUAUCCUUUAAAUAGGGAUAUUAUUCAAUCUUUUCAACAAGGCUGACCUUAGUUGAAAGAGACCUUGGGCAUUUCGAACCGUAUCUGCCUCUUAGUCCCACAGAUGUUCAAUGAGAAAAAUAUGGAGUUUUCGGAGACACGUCGAAUGGGUAAAUGUGAUUGUUUGCGAGAAAGUCUUGACAAACCCAGGCUACAUUUGGCCAGAGGGAAACACGCGGGAAAAAAAUAGGCAAAACUACUCGCGCAUGCGCCAGUGACAGGAACACCAACGUAAAGUUGACAGCUCAAAAAUCCAAAUUGCGCAAUCGGCUUCUUUCAGUGUUAUGGUGAAAGUAAUGAUUAUGAUAGUCUACUCUUUUCAUAGCAGUUUUGUGGUAGUAAAGUGGCGAUGAAACAGAUGGCAGGAUGAACAACCCAAUCUUAACUUGGUCUUGUUACGUGUCAUCGUUACGGUUGAUUGGAAACUAUUCAAGGCCCUCUUUGACGACGCCUAAGACGUUAUAUGGGAGAAAAUUUUACUUGCAACUGCACAGCAACAACAACACAGCAACCUGUUGUUGCUUUUUUCCAUACUAAGGUCAGACCCCACGGAACUUCCGUCAACUGUAAAAAGAUUGCAAGAGAUGCAUAUCGUCUAUAAUACUUAAAAGAUUCUUAUUUGACCACUUUUCGUAAUUUUUGGUAAUGCGGUCAAAAAAAUUUGGCAUAUCGUGUUACCCUGCGUUUCUUUUUCCUUUCAGUAUAAAUACGAUCUUUUAUAAUAAUUCAAGUCAUAGCACACAUAUUUCAAAUUA